AUGGCGCCACUGAAAUCGAAAACUGAGAUACCAAACCCGCGCCGUAUUCUAGCGGUGUCCCUCACCAACAGUGCGCAGCACCUGAGCAAUGUCAUCAAAGAUAUAACCGGCACCCACCCCACGCCUUCAACCCCCUCUCCCGACGACGACACCAACAACACGCCCAGCACCACCACAACCACAACCACCCCCAAAGACCCCCCACCCCCUCAACCCACCCUAGCAGGAACAACCCACACCCUCCCCCUCACAACGCCCUACUACACCGCUUCCAUACCCAUCUGGCUCGAUCUGAUCGCCACACCAGCCGAAUGGUCCGCUUCUUUCCUCUCGCCUGAGGCGCGCGAGGUGUUGGGUGUGUUGGGGGGGGUUGUUGUUGUUUUUGCGUUGCCUUCUUCUCCUUCUGCUCUUACUGGUCUUUCUGCUGGGCGGGAUACGGUGGGUGGUGAGGGUGGUGGUGGUGACGAUGGGGAUGAUGGAAGGGAAGCAGCGCGGGAGUUGGUGAGGCAUGUGGGCAAGGUUGUAAGGGAAGGCUUGGGAGGAUGGGAGUGGGUUGGGGUUGGGUUGGUGGUUGGUGUUGGGGCAAUUGCUGGUGGAGGGGAAGCUGGGGAAGAUGGGACUGGAGAAGAGUUGGAUGAGUGGGAGGAUUUGUGUGCUGAGUCGGGGUUGGAGUUUGUUCAUUUGCCCAAGGCGGGUGUGGCGAGUGGGAAGGGGAAAGGGGCUGCGGAAGAAGAGGGGAAGAAGAGGAAUGAGUUUGGGGAGAGGGUCGGGGUUGCGAGGGUGUUGGAGGCGUUGGAGGCCAAUGAUUGGGCUGGUGGGGGGAUGGAUGAGUUUAAGGAGGGUGAUGAAGAGGGUGAGGAGGGGAAGAGAGAGUUGGGUGAUGGGGAGGUGGAGGAUGAUGAUGAGUUUGACCCGGAGAAACUGGAUUUCGGCUUUGAUCGGGGGGAUUUUGCCGGGCUGAAAAAAGCGAUCUGGUCUGGCGGUGGGGAUGGUGAGGAUGAUGACGAGGAGGAAGUAGGUGAAAAGGAGGUCCAGAAGUUAGAGCAGAUGAUGAUGAAACUGCAGGCUGUGAGGGACGCGAGUGCCGGCUUGCCGGAGGACCAGCGGAGGAGGAUGGCUGCCCGGGCAGUGGGGGAAGUCAUGAAGGAGUUGUGA
Dichotomopilus funicola is the source of this 1155-nucleotide messenger RNA. Its product is annotated as alpha and gamma adaptin binding protein p34-domain-containing protein. Gene Ontology annotation, biological process: vesicle-mediated transport. The transcript has 2 exons. The coding region runs from base 1 to 1155 and encodes 384 amino acids. Lineage: Eukaryota; Fungi; Ascomycota; Sordariomycetes; Sordariales; Chaetomiaceae. Gene Ontology annotation, molecular function: protein-macromolecule adaptor activity. The record is from RefSeq and is a predicted model, not a curated record.